GCACUGGUUCUAGUCAUGGCUGGCCUCUUGGGUGCUGCAACUGCCAAUAUAGGCGACAAGUGCUCGACGAGUGCGGACUGCGGCGCGGGGCAGUGGUGCUUCGACUGCGAGCCGGAGCUCGCCGGCUCCCACUGCGUCCGCUCCGCCGCCACCAACCCCUUCCAACUUGUUAAUAACUCGUUGCCAUUCAACAAGUAUGCCUAUCUCACGACACACAAUUCAUUCGCGAUUGUUGGGGAACCGUCGCACACCGGAAUUCCACGCAUCACCUUCGACAACCAGGAGGAUACAGUCACCGAUCAGUUGAAUAAUGGUGUCCGCGCGCUAAUGCUUGACACAUAUGACUUCAAAGGAGAUGUAUGGUUGUGCCAUUCCAGUGGAGGCAAAUGCAACGAUUUUACUGCAUUUGAACCAGCACUGGACACAUUCAAGGAAAUUGAGGCAUUUCUUUCUGCCAACCCAUCUGAAAUCGUUACGUUGAUCCUGGAAGACUAUGUUAACGCGCCAAAUGGCCUGACGAACGUGUUCAAUGCCUCUGGUUUGCAAAAGUACUGGUUUCCGGUUUCGAAAAUGCCGCAGAAUGGUCAGGACUGGCCUCUUGUCAGUGAUAUGGUCACAAGCAACCAGCGUCUCCUUGUGUUCACCUCUGCCAGAUCGAAGCAAGUCACAGAAGGAAUCGCAUACCAGUGGAAUUUCAUGGUUGAGAACAAUUAUGGUGACGAUGGAAUGGAUGCUGGCGAAUGCUCGAACCGUGCAGAGUCCGCGCCGCUCAACGACAAGACCAAGUCACUGGUCCUCAUGAACUACUUUCCGUCUGUCCCUGUGAAGCUGACUGCAUGUUUGCAGCACAACAAGGGCCUCACUGACAUGGCUAGUACAUGCUACAGCGCAGCCGGAAAUCGAUGGGCUAAUUUCAUCGCAGUUGACUACUACAAGAGAAGCGAGGGAGGGGGCGCGUUCCAAGCCACCGAUCUGCUCAACGGCAUGCUCCUGUGUGGAUGCCAGGACGUCAAGGCUUGCCAGCAAGGAUCGAGUGUAGUAUGCUCUGCCUGAAUCUGGGAAAACUAGGACAUGUAGCAACUGCACAUACAUAGAACAAGCGGAGAACUGGAGAUGCAUGGCCUGAUGAUUUAGUCUCAAGACGAGACAAGACAUACUCUUUUUUUGGGGGGCUAGAAGAAAGACAUACUUAGGAUCCAGAUUUCCCAAAUCCGAAAGUUGAAAAUGACGGGUUUCGGCAAUGGAAAAAAGGUGAAGAUGUUGGAUAGUGCAUUACAACAGUGAACAUGAUUCAUCGAUAUGCUGUACUCUCGGUCUCGGAGACAUUGUAGUUCUGCCUGGUUGAAUGUUUGACAUAGAUGGAUUACACAUCAAGAUAUAUUGCUAUAAAUGAAUUAUUAAUGGUUUA
Triticum aestivum (bread wheat) is the source of this 1408-nucleotide messenger RNA. RefSeq names its product PI-PLC X domain-containing protein At5g67130. NCBI's taxonomy places the organism in Eukaryota, Viridiplantae, Streptophyta, Magnoliopsida, Poales, Poaceae. Gene Ontology annotation, biological process: lipid metabolic process. Gene Ontology annotation, molecular function: phosphoric diester hydrolase activity. The record is from RefSeq and is a predicted model, not a curated record.